UUAUCUGCUCGCUAAAGUUCUAUAAAUAAAUUGAAAAUUAAUGGAAAUUCUCCUAAAGCACUACCUAUUACAAAAUAAAAAAAAUAAUACUAAACGUUGCAUUAAAAACAUUUGGCUACUAAAGUGCUGAAAUUUUGGUGUUUAAGUAUUUGAAUAAGUUCUUUGACUACUACAGUCUAUUGUACAUUGGGUUAAAAGCUCUUGAGCAGUAUGCAUUCUUUAUAGCAAUUCUACAAAGACAUUGCAUUAAAUAGAUCGUCUCUGUAGAUACUGUCCUGUCAUACACACAGAAAAAUAGACCACAUAAAAUAGAACAAAAACAAUUUGACAAUUUUGCAAUGAAUGCAAAAUUAAUUCUCAUCCCAAUUUUCCUAAUUGGAUUAUGCCAUGGUCUAAUCUAUGGGAUUAAUCAAAACCCUCCGAAUUAUCAAAAAGUCAUAAAUGAUGUUUCCAAAAUUAAUUUUGUAACAUCAAGUCCAUUAAAUGUUGAUGCUGUACAACCGGCUGUACUCACUAACAGCUCAAAUAAGAUAUGUAGUGAUAAUAAGGUAUGUGUUCGUCAAUAUCUUUGCAAAAAUGGAAAUUUAAACAGGUAUGGUGAAUCAAUUAUUGAACCUCGCAUGGGUUCUGGAUGUGAUAUUGGUAUGGAAACUUGCUGUGAUAAAAGUGAAAUUUCAGAUGAACCAAUUUUAAACCCACUCCCAUUCACAGUUGGAUGUGGCUAUAGAAAUAAAAAUGGAGUUGGAAUAAAAAUAAGUGAACCCACUGAUAACGUAGCUGAAUUUGGUGAAUUUCCAUGGAUGGUGAGAAUUUUGGAGAAAACGAUAAGUAAUAGCAAAGUUGUAAUCUCUCCCAAAUGUGGAGGUUCUUUGAUAGCUCCAAGAGUCGUUUUAACUGGAGCUCACUGUGUGAAUACCACACAAAUCCUGAAUUAUCUGGUCAGAGCUGGUGAAUGGGAAUAUAAUUCAGAUGCCGAACCAUUUCCACAUCAGGACAGACAAGUCGUAGAAAUAAUUAAGCAUGAAAACUUUGAUGAUGGUAAUUUUUUGGAGAACAAUAUUGCUCUACUUUUCAUCGAUAUACCAUUCGAUGAGGCUCCUCACAUCAAAACAGUUUGUUUGCCAUCAGUCAACACAAAUUUUGACAGGUCACGUUGUAUUGCUUCUGGCUGGGGAAGGACAAAAUUCAAAUCAAACAAAUAUCCAAAAAUUAUGAAGAAGAUUGAGUUGCCAAUAGUUCCAAAUGCUAUAUGUCAAAAAGACUUAAGACAAACUUAUUUAGGACAAUCUUUUAAAUUGCAUUCCAGUUUUAUUUGUGCUGGUGGAGAACAUAACAAAGAUACUUGCAAAGGAGACGGUGGUUCACCAUUAGUUUGUCCCAUGGCCAACAAUCCCGAUCGUUACUACCAAGUUGGAAUUGUUUCUUGGGGUAUUGGAUGUCAUAAUAAUUGGCCUGGUGUUUAUGCAAGCAUUCCACAUCUCCGUUCUUGGAUUGAUGAAAUAUUGGCUUAUAAAGACAUCGAUACAAAAAUUUGUACCCCAUAAAUGUGUUUUUAAUUAUUAAAAUGGACAAAGUCAGUGCUAAAAAAAAUAACAAUUAAAAAUAAAAAAAAAAAUUGUUUAACUCCAUUUGAUAGCGAAAUUAUAGUAAAUAGACUUUUUUAUAACUCCUCUAAUUGCUUCAGA
Molecule: messenger RNA, 1685 nt
Organism: Episyrphus balteatus (marmalade hoverfly)
Lineage: Eukaryota; Metazoa; Arthropoda; Insecta; Diptera; Syrphidae
Product: phenoloxidase-activating factor 2-like
Exons: 3
Coding region: 339-1544 (401 amino acids)
Biological process (GO): proteolysis
Molecular function (GO): serine-type endopeptidase activity
Source: RefSeq, a predicted model, not a curated record